Messenger RNA from Corylus avellana, 696 nucleotides. Lineage: Eukaryota; Viridiplantae; Streptophyta; Magnoliopsida; Fagales; Betulaceae. The record is from RefSeq and is a predicted model, not a curated record.
AUGGCAUUUAGCUUUCCCAUUGGUAACUUUGCUGCAGACACAACAGGAGGAAAUAUAACCCCUCAUGUAAUCAUUGUAAACCCCGGUGAGGAUAUCGCUAGUAGAAUAUCAUCACUUUCUCAGGGUCCUCUGGGAGUUAGUAUUCUUUCUGCUACUGGUGUGCUCUGCAGUGUUGUAAUUCACGAACCUGGUCCUUGCGGUGGUACUAUGAAAUAUGAUGGUCGCUUUGAGAUUUUGCGCUUAUCUGGAUCAUAUACAUUUUCUGAAACGGGUGGUAUACGUCGCAUAAAUGGCAUGUUAAGAAUCUCAUUGGCCAAACCUAAUGGCAAUGUUUUUGGUGGUGUUGUCGUAGGUGCACUGAUUGCGGCCGAACCCAUACAACUCAUUGUUGGCAGUUUUAAGCAAAACAUCAGUAAGAAAAUCGAAAGGAGGCCCUCAUCUGAGUCCUCCACGGCUGCCGGUAUUCCUUGUGUUUCGGAUUCGAUUAGAGUUCCCAGUCAUAUUUCUGAUAUUACUGAUGGUGAUGAUAAUUGCACUACACCGACAUCUACAUUCUUGGAACCACCAGUCCAUGGAGGAUCUGAUUUCUUUGCUUUGAAUCAAAACAUGAACCCUUUUCCUCCAUAUAGCUUUGGUCUGGUUGCCCCACAACAGUUCAGAACAUUCCCUGACUUCGACCCCAGUUUCUCUCCUUAG